AGUAGUUUUUUGAAAAGUCAGUAAUCGAAAUAAUCAAAGUCGAUGAAAAACACACGAACGUGAAGAAUUGAAACAUUUUCGGAAUUUCCUCGGAAUUCGGCAGCUUCGUUUGUAACAAUUUGUAGCAACGGUCUAUCUUGUCUCCUUGUAUUUGCUCAAAUUGCGCUAUUAUUAAUCAACAUUCGCGAAAACGAGUCGCGUGCGCGCGCGUAUUCGUAAGGAGAUAGUGAAAAAGACCGGGACGGGGACUUAGUCGUCGUCUACGUAAUGUGAUGCAGAAGGAGGGAGAAGGGUAGAAGGAGAAAUCUCCACGCCUGUGCGAGGGAGAUGGUACAAAGGUGCAGAUGACAAAACCGAAGUGCCGGCGAGCCAAAUGCUUCAAUGCAAGCUGAGCUCUCAUCUGAGUCGCAUCCGGCGACGAGAGAAACCUCAUCACGGUCGCUCACACACGAAGCGUUUUCGUACACAAGGUCUUUUCGGUGAAAACGCGAGAGACAAAGAGAGGGUAUAUCCGCGUCGAGACAAGAAUAUCGACGACUCGCGCGUUCACGAGGAAAAAAGAAAAGGGGAUAAUAAAAAUUCGCGUGAGAGUAAUUUGUAAUCGCAAUCGGUGGAGAUCGAUGAGGAAAGAUGACACGACACAUCGAUUUCGAGGCGUCUUUUAUUGCCCUUCUCAUGGUGACGGUCCAUCUGGAACAGCUGGUUCUACACAAACGAGCGUUUGCCGUCGAGGGAAAAAUGGAGGACCGAUUUGAGAAGUGCUGCGAAUUGGGCACCUCCUGGGCGAAGGAAGGUCUGAGGUGCGAGAAGUUUACCGGGCCCGUGCCCGGUGUGCCAAGGGUCGAGCAGGGUCUUUGCCUGGAGACGGUAGACAUCUGCUGCAAUCGAGCUUAUCACGAGUUGCAAUGCGAAAAAGGAAAGUCCGACGCGCGCCAGGGCCUGGCGUGUGUGACGAGCACCUCGUCCAAAUCCAGGACACUCGGACGCGGUGAUUAUCACCGGGAUUGUUGCGAGGGAUGCAAGCUAGGUAUUCUCACGGGAUCGUUGGGCAAAGGAUGCUCUUUCAAGAGCUUCUCGUUCGGCGUUCCUUGGGAUCCCGCGUUUUUAGAGUGUUGUCGCGAAGCUUCACCGAGUUCGACGACGGAUCUCACAAGCGAAUCAUCCAGCGAGACCUCGGAAACCGACAUGGACUUCUCGUCACCGUCGUCGCCAUCGUCGUCGCCAUCAUCACCGGCUUCGUCGUCACCAUCAUCACCGGAUUCGUCGUCGCCAUCAUCACCGGAUUCGUCGUCGCCAUCAUCACCGGCUUCGUCGUCGCCACCAUCACCGGAUUCGUCGUCGUCGUCGUCCACUUCGUUUUCAUCUUCAUCACCUACUUCUUCGUCUUCGUCGUCGACUUCCGAUUCGUCCUCCACGUCGCCAGAAUCGACAUCGUAUUUGAUACCAACUCCAGAGCUGGACGAUAUCUGUGAGCUCAUGAAGGGUAUGCUGUGCUCCGACAUUUGCGUACCGACCCCGAGCUCGUAUUAUUGCAAAUGCCGCGACGGUUUCACCUUGUUGGAGGACGGGAAGACCUGCAGGCAAGAUCAGCCGAUCGACAGAUGUAAACCGACUCACCCUUGCGAACACCGAUGCACCGACACUGGAGUGGCGGUGGUGUGCAGCUGCAAUCCAGGAUACGAAUUGGCUAAGGACGCGCGUUCGUGCAUUUUGAAGUCAUCCAAGAAAGGAAGACCAACCACGAGCGACGAUGAGGACUCGCCGUUGUGUCCGUCAGGCUAUCGUUAUAAUUCCGCUAAUCAAGUGUGCGACGAUGUGGACGAGUGUCUGAUGGAGCGCGAGGUGUGUCCCGGAGGAGGAUGUCGAAACACCAUAGGGUCGUACGUCUGCGUCACGGGGAAAUCGAGCAAAAACGCGCUCUACGAGGCUUGUCCUCCCGGCUAUCAGUUGAACUUACGUACAGAUGCGUGCGAAGACAUCGACGAAUGUGCCGUCUUACCGGACGCUUGCGCCUCGGACAAGCCGUUCUGUGUGAACACGCAGGGAAGUUACGAGUGUCUGGAGAUGAUCGGAGCGAGAUCCUGUCCCGCAGGAUUCAAGUUCGACAAAUCGCUGCAGCGAUGCAAGGACGUGGACGAGUGCGCGGAGAAUAUUCACAGCUGUCUCGCAGACGUGGAACAGUGUCGCAACACCGAGGGUGCCUACGAGUGCGACGUGAAAUGCGAGAAGGGAUUCACGUACAGCAUCGGCCUGGGUAUCUGCGUCGACGUGAACGAAUGUGAGGUGAGCAAUCCUUGCACCGAUCCAGGCACGACGUGCCUCAACACCGACGGUGCGUACGAGUGUUUAAAAACUUCGACGAUCGCGAGAGAUCCUCCCGAUCGUCGAAAGACGGAAUCGCGAUCGAAUUCGGCGAGGAAUUGUUCCGCGGGAUACAAACCGCGACGCGAACCCGACUCUGGAGUAACUACGUGUGUUGACGUAGACGAGUGCAGCGAGCAAUUGCAUUCCUGCAAUGUUGACGAGCGUUGCGUCAACGAGAUCGGCAGUUACAGAUGCGCGCCAGUCAAAUUGGACAAAAUCACGACCGCCGUGGAAGAGAGCAACGACGAUCGGUACAGACGAUACAAGCUGGAAGAAACGACCGUUUCAGCCGUCGCCAAUAAAAUUGAGAAUUGCGACGACGGAUAUUUUCUCGAUGGAAAAUCUCACCGUUGCGUCGAUGUUGACGAGUGCGCCAACGGAUUGGCGGUCUGUGGAAUAGGCGAACGUUGCGUUAACACGGACGGUGGUUACCGAUGUUCGCCAACUUGUGCGCCCGGUUUUCGACUGCGCAACAACUCCCGCCUCGAAACCGAGGAAUUCUGCGAAGACGUAAACGAGUGCCUGCUCGGUUUGCACACGUGUAACGCUCGGACUCAUUACUGCGUCAAUACGAACGGUUCUUACGUUUGCGAAGCAUUGACCACCACCACCACCACCACCACUACGACCUCCAGGAUCAUAACGAGAAGACCGUUCGUUAAUUCACGAUACAAUAAAGUACAGGUGCCCAGAAGCAGCCUCAGCACGGAUCGUUAUUGGUCCACGGAACCGUGCAGACCUGGCUAUAAGAAAGACGCGAGUACGGGCUACUGCGUGGACAUCGACGAGUGCGCGGUCGGUCCGGGAUGUCGGGAUCACGAGAGAUGUACGAAUACACCGGGCGGCUACGACUGCUCGCCCCUGUGCAGCGCCGGCUGGUACUUCAGCACGACGACGAAGAGCUGCCAGGAUGUGGACGAGUGUCUGUUGGGCAGACACGAUUGUCCUCAGAAUACACACAGAUGCGUCAACACGAACGGGUCCUUCGUCUGCGAGGUAACACCGCCCUGCGGUCGCGGCUUCAGACGCGUCUUCAACGGCACUUGCCUGGACAUCGACGAGUGCUCCGAGAACCUGCACAACUGUCGGCUCGAUUUGCAUCAAUACUGCGCAAACAAGGAAGGUGGCUUCGAGUGUUUGACCAGACUGCCCUCCUGCCCGUCCGGAUAUCAAUAUUCUUUGAGCACCCGACGAUGCGAGGACAUCGACGAGUGUUUGACCGGACAGUACACAUGUGACGUGAGGUUCUCCGAGAGAUGCGUCAACCUUCCAGGGACAUACAGAUGCGAGAGACCGUCUCCUCCUCGCCAACGUCAGCGACCAGCGUGUCCUUCCGGUUUCCGAUAUCAUCCCCGUUUACGCCAAUGCACAGACAUAGACGAGUGCGCGGAAGGACUGGACAGUUGCGGCGACGAGAUAUGCUACAAUCAGCCGGGUGGGUACAGUUGUGCGAAGGCGCCCGUGCCCGUGACCAGAAGACCGACCACGACGCCGCUGCCGGCGCCGACGAAUCAAAAGUGCAUACGCGGCACCAGAUUCGUGAAAAAUCGCGGCUGCGUCGACAUCAACGAAUGCAGAGAGCUCGAGGAGGCCUGCAGCAGUAACGAGGAGUGCGUCAACACCAUGGGUAGCUACACGUGCAAUUGCAAGACCGGUUUCCGUCGUGAUAAUCUCACGCAGGCCUGCGUCGAUAUCAACGAGUGUCAGUUGCAGUUGAACGACUGUCUGCCAACGCAACGAUGCGACAACACGAUCGGCAGUUACACUUGCACGCGUUUUUUAUCUUGCGGCACCGGCUACACCCUCAACGCUGCUACGGAGAUCUGCGAGGACGACGACGAAUGCGCGCUAGGUACUCACGACUGCGGACCUGGAUACCAAUGUAGGAAUACCCUGGGAUCGUACAGAUGCGAUCGCAUUCCGCGUUCAUCGACUUCGCAACCGCGCUCGUCGCCAAUCACAAUGAGAACCACGAUGACCACGACGUCGCUGACUCCAACUAAUCCUUGGACAAACUGCACUAACGGCUUCGAACCCGGAUCCGGCGGCAAAUGCAUGGACAUAGAUGAGUGCCAGAGAACGCCGAAUCCUUGCAGGUUCGCGCAAAAAUGCGUCAACACCAUGGGAUCUUACAGAUGCGUGUCCGGAGUGAUUUGUAGACCCGGUUACACCCUGGACCCAUCCGGUCAGUACUGCAUCGACAUAGACGAGUGUCAGGAGGGCACGCACAAGUGCGGCAAGGACCAGGUUUGCGAGAACAGGCAAGGCGGGUAUCACUGCGUUUGCCCGGCUGGCUUCGCGAUCGGGCUCAACAAUGAUUGCGUCGACAUCAACGAGUGUAGCAUGCACACGGGUCCUUUCUCUGUUUGUGGAUCGAACAGCCGCUGCGAAAAUACCGCUGGAUCGUACAAAUGUUUGUGCAACGAGGGCUUUGAGAAUAUCGGAGGCGCGACAGGCGCCUGUUACGAUAUAGACGAGUGUCAAACGGCAGGGCUCUGCCAGCACGAGUGUCUGAACACGUGGGGCGGUUACAUUUGCACCUGCAAUCCCGGAUUCAGAUUGAACAAUGACAAUCGAUCUUGCACCGAUAUCGACGAAUGCACGGAGUUCAAAGAUAACAAUCUCUGCAUGGGCAUUUGCGAGAACACGCUCGGAAGCUACACGUGCAAGUGUCCCGACGGAUACAGACUCAGCAUCGACGGUCGAACGUGUCAAGAUAUCGACGAGUGUUCGAGCGGCCGCGUCUGCAGGGGAGCGGACGAGACGUGUCAGAACACACGCGGCAGUUACAAAUGCAAUCAGAUAAAUUGUCCUUCGGGAUAUUACCGGGAUUCCACGAGGAAAAACCGCUGCACGAAACAUUGUCGUGCGGACGACUUGGCAUGCCUUCGGCAACCCUCACACUACUCCUACCACUUCAUCACUUUCGUGAGCAUGCUGCCCAUUCCGUCCAUCGGUCAACUAGAGCUUUUUACGAUGAGAGGAAGCUAUCAGCCCGAGUCGACGAUACAAUUCAGCAUGGCACUGGUGGACGUGCGCGCACCGCCGGAUGUUGCACGCGCCACGGAAUCCUGUUUCGCCCUGAGGAGACCGACGCCCUCGCAAGCGGUCUUGGUGAUGACGCGCAGCAUCCCAGGGCCGCAGGACAUCGAACUGGAUCUCAGCAUGGAGAUCUAUCACGGCAAUCUCUUUGCCGGCAGUGCCGUCGCCAAGAUUUUCAUCUUUGUCUCGCAAUAUGAAUUCUAAAAUAAAAGUCAAUAUGUAAAUUGCCAAGAGCGUGCAAUUAAUAUUUUUUUCAACCUGUGUAUUUUUCUAUCUAUUUUGAAGUUUUUACGGCGUGGAUGUUUUUCAAUUCCCUGCUCAUUAACAAAAUGAAUAUUGAAAUAAGUUUAUCACAUGUAUCAGCGUCAGUAACACAUGUAUACAAAAACAAAUCAUGUACAUAGAUUUCUGUAAGUUAACGUACAUAAAAAGACAGAGAAAUAAACUUACAUAGUUGAAAUAA
Molecule: messenger RNA, 5869 nt
Organism: Pseudomyrmex gracilis
Lineage: Eukaryota; Metazoa; Arthropoda; Insecta; Hymenoptera; Formicidae
Product: fibrillin-1-like
Exons: 20
Coding region: 631-5610 (1659 amino acids)
Molecular function (GO): calcium ion binding
Source: RefSeq, a predicted model, not a curated record